CUUGAACCUGACCGCCACCGACGCAAGACCGCACGACACCUCACGUCUGACGACGAUUCCACGGCAACAACGACUCACGAUAACGACACCAUGUUUCCCAGAGGACCGCGGUUUCCAGCAGCCAAGAUACCUGAGGUCCCGGGACCCAAUGCAUAUAAUCCUCAAGAUCCGGAAUACGAUGCAUACAAACGAGGCGCAUUCCUCGAGAAGACGAAUCGUUUCUCCAAAGACAAACCGUCAGAAAUUCCCGGACCCGGUGCUUACAACGCAGAUGCGCCCUUAGCAAGUGGCAAGCCUGGCGGCAGCGGCCAGAAGACGUCAAGUGCCGAUCGGUACGCCGUCCUUCAACGGAAACUCGAAGACCUGGAACGCGUACAUACAGAGGGUAAGAAAGCUCAUGGCGCGGAAGUCGAACGGCUCAAGCUCGAACUGAACCGCGCACAAAGGUCGUCCACAGAACACUCCGAGCGCGCCGACAAGCUGAAGAAGCAGAAUGACGCCCUCGAGAACAGGGCUCAAGAGCUGAAGAAGACGAGCAUGACGGAGCAAAGCGAACUUCGUGAACUGCGUACAAAGCUGAAGGCAACGGAACAUGAGCGCACCCAGCUCGCUGCAAAGCAGGGCGAGGCGGGCGAGACGAAGAAGGCGCUGCAAGCCGCAGAGGCGCGGAGGAAAGACGAUGUCCGCGAGCGGGACAGGAAGAUCGUAGAGCUUGAGAAGGCUCUCGCCAGCGAGAAGAAGAGACGUGAGCUCGUGGAGGGGAAGCUCACGGAAGUGAAGAGCAGGGUCGACGCUGAAGUUAAUGAUGCCCGUGCGGCAACGACUCACCUCGAGACGCAACUCGAAAGCAAGAAGGCGGAAGCACACAGUACUAAAGCUGCCCUGGACGAUGCCAAGGUCCACGCUGCCGAGAGAGAAGAAGAGCUGUUGAAUAUGCUUGAGCAACACCGAGCCACUCUUAGCCGCGUCGCUCAUGAAUACGGCCAGCUCGCAUCGCGCAGUGUGUCGCAAACCGCGCACUCACGCAUCAAGCACGAAGCCGAUGUCCUCAAACUACGCGUUCACCGGCUGGAGCGCAAGCUCGCUAAUUCAGAAGGACAGGUUGUGGAGCUUGCCAACCUCAUUCGGCAGACGAAGGACGAGAACAGCUUCCUUGCCACUCAGUUGCGGGAGGCACAAAAGGAAGUGCUGCGUUACGCUGGCAUCCUGCGCGACACGGAGGACACUCACCUCGAAGACGCACCACUACAUCCAGAGCUCGAGCAGGAUGUGGAGCGCUUGGGUGCCGACCUCAGAGCAGCUGAACGGGCAAGCUUGGAGGCAAUCCGUUCAGACCUCCACACUUGGACACAGCUGGACCGCCUCAGGGCGGACGCCCUCCUAUUGAACGCCACCGUGCUCUUGAAGGCUGUAGACGAAGCCGACGAACAAGUCCGUCAGCGCAGCUCUGAGCUAUCCGCUUCGGAAGUAAAGCGCGACGAACUGCAGAAGGCAUUCGAUAUCAUGCGUACACAGCAUGCCGAUACGCAAGAGCAACUCGCACGGACAUCUGCUGCCUGCGAUGCGGCCAAGACAGCGGAAGCCGCGCUCCGGAAGCAGCUCGAGGAUAUGCGUGCGGCGAACCUCGCGGAGCUCUCCACGGCCCAACAAGCAUUGCAGAAGGAGAAGGACACGGUCCGCAAGUUCGCGACGACGGUGCAACAGCACCGAGCAGCGGAGGAGGCGCUACGCGCUGAGAUGGAUCAGAUGUCGGCGGAGCUUGCUGAGGCAGAGCGCUACCGCGAAGCCUAUGGACAGCUUGUCGAGGAGGUCGAUGCACUCGUAGCACGGAACGCGUUAGCAGAGAACGAAGCGAGCCGCUUGAGCAAGUUCAACGCGGAAAUUGUGGGACAUAACAACCCAGCGCAGCGUAUAAUGUACGUGGAUAGAAUCAGGAGGGAAUUGCAUGAGACCAAGCAGGAACUCCUGAUACUCACACGCGACCGAGAUGCGACGCAAGCUUACAACGAAGACUUGCAGCACGAACUCGACCUGUAUAAGUCCGUCGCUGUUCCUCCGGAAUUGAAGCCGCGGACGACAGUGACGCGGGUGGAGAGACUGCAGGUGCCCUCUGCGAGCAUCGGUUUGGGUGGCUCGCAGAAAAGCUCGAGCGAGCUGAACUCUAGGAGCACUUCGACAAUGGCCUCCAACAGGAAGCUUGAGCCAAUGCCAGAAGUGGACUACGAUACGCAGGGAGAGAUGACGCUGGACGAGAUCCUGUAGAGCUGUUAGGCAGUGGUCUCGGAUCUACCUUUUGAUUUAUCUUCGGUCGUGUAUAUUUAUGUGCCUCCUAACCGCAGAGCGAUAUUGAACCACCCAGGGAGC
Messenger RNA from Rhodofomes roseus, 2364 nucleotides. RefSeq lists its product as uncharacterized. NCBI's taxonomy places the organism in Eukaryota, Fungi, Basidiomycota, Agaricomycetes, Polyporales, Fomitopsidaceae. Bases 91 to 2262 code for a protein of 723 amino acids. The record is from RefSeq and is a predicted model, not a curated record. The transcript has 7 exons.